This is a messenger RNA of Penicillium chermesinum, 762 nucleotides long. RefSeq names its product dienelactone hydrolase family protein. The record is from RefSeq and is a predicted model, not a curated record. Lineage: Eukaryota; Fungi; Ascomycota; Eurotiomycetes; Eurotiales; Aspergillaceae. Bases 1 to 762 code for a protein of 253 amino acids. Gene Ontology annotation, molecular function: hydrolase activity. The transcript has 3 exons.
AUGCCUUGCGACGACUGCAAGAAGGGUUUCCAGUGGAACGGUAUUCCAGCCGGCAAAGAAACCACUCUCAACGGUGCCAAUGCCUAUAUCACUGGUGACUCCCAGAACACCGCUGUUCUCAUUUUAACCGACUUCUUUGGCUAUACCCUCUCGAACAUCAGGCUACUUGCUGAUCAUUACGCCACCGAGGUUAAUGCUACGGUUUACAUACCAGAUAUCUUUGGUGGAGAAUCCGUCCAUCCCGAUGCUAUGACGGAUCCUGAGAUGCGAAAGACGUUCAAUCUAGGAGCCUUUUUGAGCCGGAACACUAAGGAGAUCCGCUGGCCGGAGAUUCAAGCUGCUGCGAGGACCCUAAAGCAGCAGUACGCCAGGGUAGUGGCUGUAGGCUUCUGCUACGGUGGCUGGGCGUGCUUCAAACUCGCGGCAGAAACGUCUCUCAUCGACGCUAUCUCAGUCGCACAUCCAUCUGGGCUUGAGAAGUCUGAGAUUGAAAACGUCAAAGUACCUGUGCAGGUCUUGGCCCCGGAGCAUGAUCAUGAGUACACGGAGCUGCUGAAAAUGUACACUUUUGAAACACUAGCGAAAGCCGCUGUAAAGUGGGAAUACAUUCACUUUCCAGCAGUGGGGCACGGUUUCGCGUCACGGGGGAAUCCGGCAGAUCCGACGCAAAAGGACGCAUUUGAGAGGGCAAAAGAGGAGCGUCGUUCACUUUUUCAACGAGUUCGCGCACUAGAAGUUAUGCUUUACACAUGUAUGACUUAA